Molecule: messenger RNA, 3093 nt
Organism: Lizanozyma spartinae
Lineage: Eukaryota; Fungi; Ascomycota; Pichiomycetes; Serinales; Debaryomycetaceae
Product: chromatin-remodeling ATPase
Exons: 2
Coding region: 1-3093 (1030 amino acids)
Biological process (GO): nucleosome organization; regulation of transcription by RNA polymerase II
Cellular component (GO): chromatin; nucleus
Molecular function (GO): ATP binding; DNA binding; nucleosome binding
Source: RefSeq, a predicted model, not a curated record
AUGACAUCCAGUACUGAAUCAACUAUAGGCGAGAACAAUGCUGCGCUAGAGUUGUAUGAAAUAAUGCGUAAGAAUGCAAUUCCCUACGGAUUUGAUAAAGAUAUAGGCACCCGAAAAGCUGACUAUUUUGUUAAGUCCGAAAGGAAACAAAUAGAUGUGGAAAAAACUGCUAAACGGUUUCUGUAUCUUUUAGGGUUAACCAGUUCAUUCCGACACUUUAUAGAAGCCAAAGCAGAAAAGAAUGAGACACUAGGUGAAAUUUUGAAUGUAGUUAACAAGUCAACCAAUUACAAGGGAGGCUCUGAAAAGGGUGGUAAUAAUCAUAGAGGACGGAAAAAUGAACGUGAAGAGGAUCAAGAGUUAAUUAAAGAAGAUGAUGCUGAUGAUUACGGUGCAAUCACUGAAUUUACCGAAUCUCCAGGUUACAUUAACGGACAAUUACGUCCGUAUCAAAUCCAAGGUCUUAAUUGGUUAAUUAAUUUACAUGAAAAUAAUUUAAGUGGUAUCUUAGCAGAUGAAAUGGGACUUGGAAAGACUUUACAAACCAUUUCCUUCUUGGGGUAUUUACGGUAUUUCCGGAAUAUUUCUGGUCCUCAUAUUGUUAUAACUCCAAAAUCAACUCUUGAUAAUUGGGCUCGUGAGUUUGCAAGAUGGACUCCAGAUGUCAAAGUAUUAGUUCUUCAAGGUGAUAAAGAACAAAGAAAUGAAUUGGUAUUAACUAAAUUGAUGACUUGUGAUUUUGACGUUGUGAUUGUAUCUUAUGAAAUCGUUAUAAAGGAAAAGACUCAUUUCAAGAGAUUUGAUUGGCGAUACGUUAUUGUUGAUGAAGCUCAUAGAAUCAAAAACGAAGAAUCUUUACUCUCUCAGAUCAUUCGUCUUUUUCAUUCCCAGAACAGAUUGCUUAUUACAGGUACUCCAUUACAAAAUAAUUUACAUGAAUUAUGGGCACUUUUGAAUUACAUUCUUCCUGAUGUGUUUAGUGAAAGUGAAAGUUUUGAUUCUUGGUUUUCAAAUAAAGAUGAUGAAGAUAAUAUGGUGAAUCAAUUACAUAAGGUUUUAAAACCAUUCCUUUUACGAAGAAUCAAAGCUGAUGUGGAAAAGUCGUUGUUACCCAAACAAGAAUUGAAUGUUUAUGUUAAAAUGAGUGAUAUGCAAAAGAAAUGGUAUCAGAAAAUUUUAGAAAAGGAUAUUGAUGCUGUCAAUGGAGCUAAUGGGAAAAAGGAAUCAAAGACAAGAUUAUUAAAUAUUGUCAUGCAAUUAAGAAAGUGCUGUAAUCAUCCUUAUUUAUUUGAAGGAGCUGAACCUGGACCUCCAUAUACAACAGAUGAACAUUUAGUUUAUAAUUCUUAUAAAAUGCUGAUAUUGGAUAAAAUGUUGAAGAAGUUCAAAUCUGAAGGUUCCAGGGUUCUUAUAUUCUCCCAAAUGAGUAGAAUGUUGGACAUUCUUGAAGAUUAUUGUACAUUUAGAGAAUAUCAAUAUUGCCGUAUUGAUGGGCAAACUGAACAUGCUGACAGAGUUAAUAGUAUUGAUGAGUACAAUGCACCUGGAAGUGAAAAGUUUGUAUUCUUAUUGACUACUAGAGCUGGAGGAUUAGGGAUUAAUUUAACUACUGCUGAUAUUGUUAUAUUAUUUGAUAGCGAUUGGAAUCCUCAAGCCGAUUUACAAGCAAUGGACAGAGCACAUAGAAUUGGACAAACAAAGCAAGUCAAAGUCUUCAGAUUCAUUACUGAAAAUGCUAUUGAAGAGAAAAUCCUUGAAAGAGCAGCUCAGAAAUUGAGAUUAGAUCAAUUGGUUAUUCAACAAGGAAGAAAUAGUGGUGGCGGUACUAAUCAAAGCAAUAAGGCUGCUUCUAAGGAUGAAUUAUUAAAUAUGAUUCAAUUUGGAGCCUCGGAAAUGUUUGAAGCCAAUGGUGGUGGUAAUAAUUCAGAAGGCAGCACUGAUGUUAUUAACAUUGAAGAUAUUCUUAAGAACUCUGAAAUAAAGACCAAAAAACUUAAUCAAAAGUUUGCAAAAUUAGACAUAAAUGCUCUUCAAAACUUCACCAAUGAUGAAUCCGUAUACGAAUGGAAUGGUGAAAACUUUAAGAAGAAGGAACCAACUGUUCUUACCAAUAUUGGCCAUGGUUGGAUUAAUCCUGGUAAACGUGAACGGAAAGAGAAUUAUUCCAUUGAUAUGUACUAUAAAGAUGUUCUUAAUACUGGGAGUCGAACCACUGCACCUAAGUCAGGUCCCAAACCACCCAAACAAUUGAAUAUCUAUGAUCAUCAGUUUUAUCCAGCCAAAUUGUUUGAAUUAUAUGAAUUAGAAAAGAAUUACUAUAAGAAGUUAAUUCGUCACAAGGUCCCCUUGAAAGCAGGCUCACCCAGGACGUUGGCUGAUCGUGAAUUAGAGCAGAAAUUAGAACAAGAAGAAAUCGAUAAUGCCCGUCCUUUAACCGAAGAUGAAAAACAAUUGAAAGAAGACAUUCUUGCAACGGAAGGGUUCUCUAAUUGGAAUCGACGUGAUUUCCAACACUUUAUUGCAUCCAGUAUCAAGCACGGAAGAAAUGCCAUUAGUGCAAUUGUUGCCGAAUUUGAUGAUAAAUCAGAGGAAGAAGUUCGAGCAUAUGCCCAGAAGUUCUGGACUAAUUAUGAAGAGAUUGAAGGAUAUGAACGGUAUAUUGGACAAAUAGAAGCUGGUGAAGAAAAGAUCAAGAAGGUAAAGGUACAACAAGAAUCAUUAAGAAGAAAGUUAAGUCAGUACAGAUAUCCAUUACAAGAGUUAGUAUUGAAGCAUCCUCCUUCCUCAUCACAUAAAAAGACAUUUACUGAGGAUGAAGAUCGAUUUUUAUUGGUUCAAUUGUACAAGUUUGGCGUGGAUGCUUUUGAUGUCUAUGAACGAAUCAAAGAGUCAAUCCGAAUGUAUCCGUUGUUUGAUUUUGACUUCUUUUUACAAAGCAGGACCAGUGUCGAACUCGGAAGAAGAUGUCAGACACUACUUGGAUGUGUUGUUAAGGAAUUUACGAAGGAUGGAGUGAACACCGCUACCAAACGAAAGGCACCAAGUUCUGUCAGUGGUACACCAGAACCAACAAAGAAACGUGGUAAGAAGUAG